Messenger RNA from Amoebophrya sp. A120, 2451 nucleotides. The record is from the annotation of a GenBank genome assembly. NCBI's taxonomy places the organism in Eukaryota, Dinophyceae, Syndiniales, Amoebophryaceae.
CGACUCUAUAGAGUACUCGAUCAAGAACUUGUGUGUGAAUCCUUCUAUCUACCUCCACGACCCCGAUCCCGAUCCAUAGGAAUGAUCCCAAGUACCGUAGUACUUGUAGCUUGCAUGAUCACCUAGCUCGUGGCGUGAUUUUUUCUUUUACGUCAUUCCUUAUGUUUCACAAGAUGAGCAGGCGACUGUAGAUGAAAAGUAUAGGGCACAUGUAAGUUGCUCGCGCACAAUUUACCGUUCGUGCUACCCCAUGAACAGUCGGAUUAUGAAGUAAGAGAUAAAAACUUUAGUUUCACGGAUAGGUUUAAGUGAAACUCGAUCCUGCUGUUUUCUGACUUUUUUGCACCCGAUUUUUCCUCUUUUUCAAAAUGGCGAAGAAAGUUCUGAAAAAGAAAAAGCUUGUGGCAAAGACCACCAUCGGCGAUAGUAAAAAAACCACGAGGGCAAAAACGAAAACCACUACAGCGACAGAAGCGACACGUUCACUGGAAAACAAGAGUAAACAACAUGUACCAGAAGCGCAAGAACGAGUUGUCACAGACGAUGAAGAAAAAGAAGGAGGAGAAGCGCCGCAAGAAGUUCUAAGGCCUGCAAAGACUACUACUGUUCCCAGCACUACAGCAGCUACAUCGACAAGAGCGAGCGAGAACAAAACCGCUGCGUCACGAGAGGUGAAAAAAAGCAUGAAGAAGGUGAAAAAGCAAUCCGGAGCGAAGCAGCUGACUGCCGGAACUACAACCGGGAGUCGGUUCUCUGCCAGUUCAAGUGAAGUCGGUGCGUGUAGUGCCUCGUCGUCCCGCGGCCCCUGGCACGGGUUUUCCGAGUUGCGGGUCGUGAGCAGUAGCAGUGUGUUGGAAAAGGGAACGAAGAGGAAAACAGCAGGACGAGCAACAACUGGCUGUACCACCAGGGCGAAAAGACCACACAACGACGACGACGACGACGAUGGAGCAGAAGAAGUAGAAGCAGACCAGCCUUUGUUUUUGCACCGGGAGGUGCUUUUGCUCCUCAGAAAGGACGAAGCGGACCCCAACGUGUUGUUCGUCACCCAUCUCGACGACCUGACGGAGCACGAGUUGAAGUGCUGCUUUCAGCAAUUCGGGGAGAUUGAGUCGUUGGUGGUCAAGGAAAUGGAGCAGCGGGCCAGUUAUCUGAAGAAAGACGGCGUGGUCACGAAGGUACGACGUAUUUGAUGAUAGAGGGCUGAUAUGCAAGAAAGAACAGCUCCGCAAACUAACUGGGCCCUUAAUAUGUUUCUCGCAUGUCAAUUAUGAUUACGUACCCCGUAUGCUACUUCGAUUUGUGCAUGAAAAAAUCUAGCUUCCCCGUUGUCGAAAGAAUUUCUGCAAAACAAAAAAACCGUAAACACCAACCUUUGAAGUAGCAGUAGGUUCCAUUUUUAUUUCAUCAAACCACAAAUCGCAGACCGCCUUCGCCUUGGUCCGGUUUGACAAUUCGCAAUCGGUGCGGGAAGCGCUCCAAAAAGCGGACAGUGGAGUAGCUGCGGCGCAGCGAGGUGGUCCUAGUCGUAGUAGAGCAACCAGCAGAAUAGUAAACUCGGACGUUGAAGAGGAACGCGAGCAGAACGACAUCUACUCUAACGUAAUCCUGGUGCCGGAAAUCGCGAAGAGCCUCGAAGAGAACUCGCUGCUGCGGCAAGCGCUGUUGAAACUGAAGAAAAAUUUCUACCCGGACCCUGCGGAGUUGCAACAGAAGUACGACAAGUUCAUGCACGAGUUCGAGAAACAGCAGGAGGAGCGGGAGAAGCAGCUGAAGCAGAAGCAAAACGUCCCCGACGAGGACGGUUUUGUGCUGGUGGAUUCCAAAAAGGCCUUCAAGCCCGAGCGCAUGGUCGGGGGGCCGGCCGGACCCGCCGCGGCGGGGAUUUCAUUCAGCCAGAACGCUGCAGGAGGCGGAGGAGGAGCAUUGAAUACUUCCUCGGGCGGGUGGAACAACAGCGGUUUAAACUUGAUGAACACGUUACACAACAACGAUUUUGGGUCCAGCGGGACGUCCGGGUUGUCCCGGAAGCAGAGAAGGAAAAAGGAGAAGAAGCUCGAGAAUUUCUACAAUUUUCAGGUCAAGGAGAAGCGGGCACAAGAGAUGAAACUGGAGGAAAAAAAGUUCGACGAGUUUGAAAGGAGCGGAAAGGCGAAGAAUUUGGCGCAGUUGGUGUGAUGAUGGUGAUGUUGAUGUUGAUGAAGGGAGUUUUUUCAGCAAAGAAUCAUCCUCUGCACAGAUCCUUUUGGGAAGACCGAUAGUGUAGUCUCGGCAACACUUCUUCAUCGUCAUCAGAAGGAUUCUUGCAUUGGUCCUCCAUAGGUAGCACCUGCUUCCGCAUUGUUCACAACUGCGCAACCUACAGCUACACCGCAAUGACGGCUGCUACGUAAAUCAUCAAAUCGAGUCGUGUUAGAAAUGUUGGCUAUACAAAGCAAGGUAAAAAAUGGC